This is a messenger RNA of Alligator sinensis (Chinese alligator), 1697 nucleotides long. RefSeq names its product spermatogenesis and centriole associated 1 (gene SPATC1). The record is from RefSeq and is a predicted model, not a curated record. The transcript has 5 exons. NCBI's taxonomy places the organism in Eukaryota, Metazoa, Chordata, Crocodylia, Alligatoridae. Bases 285 to 1661 code for a protein of 458 amino acids.
UGCCGGGGGGCUCUGGCCGCACUGGCCCCGCUGCCCCGUGCAGGAAGGGUCCCGCCCCGGCCGCGCGGAGCCGAGCGGGCUGCAAAGUCGCCGGCCCGGGGGGUCCCACUGGGCUCCGGCUCUGAGGUCACUGCUGAUGUCACAAUGCUGCCGGGCACCGUGCCGUGUCACUGGUGCCCAGCCAGGCAGCCGGGCAGCUGGCCUCCAGCACAGGAGGGUGUGGGGGGGGGGGCAUGGCCAGCUGAAAGAUCACCUAAGCCCCCGGACGCCCCACGGCCACCACCAUGUCGGCGGCCCCCGGCCAGGCCGCGCAGUUGCAGGCGGUGCCGGCCGUGCUCCGGCACUACGAGCAGCUGCGACGGGCGAUCGACGCGCUGCUGCAGGAGAACGACGCGCUGAAGAAGGUGGCGGCGCUGCUGCGCGAGAACCAGCAGAUCCGCAACUACCUGCAGACCCACGUGCACGGCGACCUCUCCGCCAUCUCCAACUUCAUCCCCCUUGCCUCCUCCACCGUCCCCAACGCCAGCGGCAUAGUGCCCGGGCUAGCUGCAGCCCCCAACGUGGCGCUGAACGACGGGCAGGGCAGCGGGUCGUGGAACACCACCCUGAGCGAUGCCACCCUGGGGCUCAUCCGGGGCGGACUCAUCAACACCGGCGAGACCCUGACGUCCGCCGUGAACCAGCUGUCCCAGCAGACGGGCGCAGGGAGCCAGCUCUCCGGCUCGCGGGGCCAGAGCUCGCAGGCCCACUCCCGGGGCGCGGAGCCUGUCGUCCGGACCUCCACGCCCCCCACCCAGGUCUUCACCUUUGGGCCCGCAGAGUUGUCGGGCUUCCAGGACUUGACCUACCCAGACACCGUCUUCCAAAGUGCCAACUUCAUGGAAAACAUCCUCAACAACACGUCCGCCCUGGGCGCCGCGGCCCCGCGGCCUGGGGCUGCGCCCACCUCUGGGUCCGUGCUUGGCUCCACACCCAUCAUCGGAGCUGGACUCAUGACCCCACCGGGAGCCGUCGGCGGAGCCAUCGCCUUACCUGGGCCCAGCCUCGCCCAGGCCACUGCCCGCCCGCUCGCCGACACCCAGCGCCCGCCUGACGUCCGGCCCAAGGAGCGCGCGCACAGGGCGCCCCGCACCACCGAGCGGCCCAUGUCCGUGCGGGACUCCAUCCAGCCUGGCCUCGGGCCCAGAGACCCCAAGCGUCAGACCUGGGAGCGCAUCGUGGGGGAGAUCGCCUUCCAGCUGGACCGCAGGAUCCUCUCCAGCAUCUUCCCUGACCGCGUCCGCCUCUACGGCUUCACCGUCAACAACAUCCCCGAGAAGAUCAUGAAGAGCAUCAGCAACGGCACCACGUGGCACGUGGACGAGGUCCAGUGUGCGGCCAUGGCCCAGCGCUACACGGCGCUCAUGCAGCGCCUGAGCCGGAUGGGCUACGACCCCCGCGUGCACCCCGCCUUCACCGAGCACGUGGUCAACAGCUACGGGAUCCUGCGGGAGCGGCCGGAGCUGUCGAGCGCCGAGGGCCGCUCCUACAACAACGUGGACUUCCUGCGGGGCGUGGUGGUGGACACGGUGCCCGAGGAGGCCCGGCGCGACGCCCUGCUGCUGCUCGACUGCCUGUACGAGCUGUCCAAGGAUGACGGCAAGCCCCUCUUCAUCUGGUGAAGACACGGCCCCCGCACCCCCAUUAAACACCCAGCA